Amorphotheca resinae ATCC 22711 is the source of this 363-nucleotide messenger RNA. RefSeq lists its product as hypothetical. The record is from RefSeq and is a predicted model, not a curated record. The coding region runs from base 127 to 315 and encodes 62 amino acids. NCBI's taxonomy places the organism in Eukaryota, Fungi, Ascomycota, Leotiomycetes, Helotiales, Amorphothecaceae. The transcript has a single exon.
GCAUUUAUAUAUACAAUCUCCCUCCCUCGCACGCCCAGGGAUGGAAGCUCGCUCGCUGCUAUGGCCUAACGCGGAUUGAUGAACGGUGAUCGGAUCGGAUUGUAUAUCUUUUUUUUGUAAAUAUGUAUGUAUGUACCUAAUGUUUAUAUCUAUUUAUCUAUCCAUUUAUUUAUCCCAUCUAUAUUACUUGGCCCAUGGCGGGGAUCUUUCUCGGGGUCGAUGUUGGAUGUUUGUUGGAUGCUGGAUGCUGGAUUGUUGGAUGCUGGAUGCUGGAUGCUGGAUGCUGGAUUCGUGAGGCCCUCAGGGUAUAGAUAGGCCUAGGACUGGCUGGGUACUAGGGUACUCAACUAACUAACAAAGAGA